AUGGCACAACCUGAACAUAAUAAUAUAGGUUACAUUUGCAUAACAUCAUUAGUGCUUGGAUUCAUCGUGGGCACUAGUUUGGUGUAUAGAUCCAGGUUAUCCUUUUAUUUCAUUAUAGUGUGUAUUUUCCAUUUGAAUGAGUUCUUAUCCAAUUGUGUAUAUUCACAAUCAACACACCAUCUGUUCUUGAUCUGGUACAAUAGGGGGAGUAGGGAGUAUUGGAUGGUUCAAAUGAUGACCAUGGUAGAAUAUAUGUAUUUUCGCAGGUAUACUAUAGGAGGAGGGAUAGUCGUACUGAUGAUAGGGAUUUUCUUGAGGCACCUAUCUAUUAAGACCUUGGGGAAGUCCUUUUCCCAUUACAUAAAGACUGACAAGUAUCCUUUGGUGACUACGGGGAUUUUCCAAUAUAUACGACACCCUAGUUAUUUAGGAUUCUACGUAUAUGUCAUUGGGAUCGAGAUCUACUUGAGGAAUUAUAUCAGUUUCAUAGUAUGUGUGGGUAUUUUGACCUACUUCUUUCGAAAGAGAAUUCAGUUUGAAGAAUACUGGUUGGAGAAGAACCACAGAGAAUAUAAUGCCUAUAAACAGAAAGUUAGAAUUUACAUCCCGUUCGUUUGA
This is a messenger RNA of Yamadazyma jaroonii, 618 nucleotides long. Lineage: Eukaryota; Fungi; Ascomycota; Pichiomycetes; Serinales; Debaryomycetaceae. The record is from the annotation of a GenBank genome assembly.